Molecule: messenger RNA, 1526 nt
Organism: Ruditapes philippinarum (Manila clam)
Lineage: Eukaryota; Metazoa; Mollusca; Bivalvia; Venerida; Veneridae
Exons: 3
Coding region: 8-733 (241 amino acids)
Source: RefSeq, a predicted model, not a curated record
AGACUACAUGACCCUCUGCAUCGUAUUGCUGGAAAGUACGGUGGUGUCAAAUAAAAGACAGUAUCUGUUUGUUGAAGUUGUUGUCGAUUCAAAAAACUGUACCAACAAUGCCACCCGUUGGCAGACACAGCAAGACAUCGUGUUCGAGAUUUUGCAAAAACACACAGAACUUGGUUUAUCCAUGUCGGGGAGAUACUGUGGUUGUAAAAUUUCAAAUUUGAAACAGGUUAAUUGUACAACUGGAAGUAACAAUACCAUGAAGGCUGUUGAAAUGCUUAUGUAUGACAGUAAAACUGGGUCAAUCAAUGCCAAUAAUAGCACAGUGUUGAGUUUAGAAAAGGAGCUGAAAAACGUAACGACUGGCAUGAUAGCAAGUAUAAAGGCUACAAUUCAGCCAUUCUAUAUCUGCUCAAAUUUGGAAAUCAUUAAUGACACUGAUACGAGAUACACAUCAUGCAUUGCCAAUUCACAUAGACUUUUUACCAACACCGUAAAUCAACCCAAUAAAUCACAGACGGACUCCGGGCCAAGUAUUGGUACCAUUGUUGGAGCAGCUGUUGGUGCUUUUUCUGCCCUCGGGCUAAUUGCAGCGUCAGCAUGGUAUGUCGUUAGACAUUUGAAGAAUAACCAAAUUGAGGAUGAGGGGUCUAGCAGUGACAUUAAUCCUAUAGUUAGUGGCUUGCCUGAUUUAGGAGUGGCGACAAAUUCAGUGGCACCGGCAGGAACCUGUUGAUCCCAAGUGGUAUACAAAAUCCAAAAUAAUAGAAAAACAUUAUUUUUUAUGUUCUUGAUUCUUAACCUUCUGUUGUUGUUGUUGUUGUUUGUUACCUUUCAAAAAGAAAAAUAGAUAACACAUCAGUUUGUUUACGAGAUGUCGGUGAAAAAAUAAUAAUUUGAUUUCAGUAGGAAUGUUUUUAGAAGGAAGCAAUCAAUUACUUUAAAGCCUGACGUUUUACAGUACAAUGACGUUUGAAAAAAAUAAAUGUCAAAAUUAAGACCACACGUGAGCCUUUGGUCGUCACAGUAUUCUCUAAAGGAUUUGAAAAAUCUCUGUUUAUUUUUGUUAUUGUAAUACAUGUACCUUUUGAAAUUCCACGUGAAACUUAAAAAAGAAACAAAGCGUGUUUCUUGUUCUCUUUUACUGUUAUGUUUUUGAAAGUUAAUAUUGCUUUUUCCACCAAGAUUUGUUUCCUUUUAUCAUACUUAAUAUUAAAGUGUAGAAAGCUAUAUAUUUGCCGUCUCUGAAUGAUAAAUUGAGAUAAAAUGUAAACAGCAUACUUAAAAUGAGAGAAAAGUGUCAGCAUAUUUUAUUGAAAUCGAGUGGGGCAUUAUGCAAAAAUAACACCAAAGCUUUUAAAAAUAGCAGCGCAUUUUUGCGACAAAUUAUUCUAUUCACGUACGUUAUCUAUAUUAAAUAACUUAGACAGUCUAUGUUACUCAUUUCUUUAGAAACAACCUAAAUAUUAGAAAACAAUUUAUCUUUUCGGUUUUUUUUAUUUUCUUAUUUAGAACAUUUCAUAUGAUAA